UUUUUGUUUUUCAUUUAUAUUUCAUCAAUGACGGCACCAGGAAAUACUUUGGUCGUUCACGUUGUCUCAGCUCGUGGUCUUUGCGUCAAAGGCGGCAAAGCAGUUGAUGUUUACUGUUCUCUCUCCACUAUGGGUAAAGGUGCUUGGAAAAGCAAAGUGAGCACAAAUCAACUUAGGCUAGAUCCAUCAAUUCCUGAAGCUGAACUUAAAUGGGAUGAACAUUGCGAAUUGUUUGUUUUUUAUUCGUUUUUAUUAGAAAAAAUUUGCCAUCAUAUUGAUGAAUUAUAA
This is a messenger RNA of Meloidogyne enterolobii, 288 nucleotides long. NCBI's taxonomy places the organism in Eukaryota, Metazoa, Nematoda, Chromadorea, Rhabditida, Meloidogynidae. The record is from the annotation of a GenBank genome assembly.